AUGGCUUCUCAUAUUACUGAUAUUGAUGACAUUGUUGCUGGAAAAAAUCGAUUGGAAGAUACGUGUAUGUAUGGGAUUGCCAAUGCAUUCAAUGAAACCAAGUUGCUUAUAAUUCCCAACAUUGAAGAAUGUUGCAACUACAAGAAAGAGAUGAAAACUGGCAAUGCAUCUUUGACCCAAGGGGUCACCCAGAUGGCAGCACAAUCUUCACUUUCUUUGUCUAAUGAUCUACUCCAAACAAAAAACAUGACAAUUUCAGAUAUUACACAAGCUAAACAGGUGGGUGCAUAUGUUGUCUUGGCUAAAAUUAUUGGCAUAGACACCAAUAAGAAAUGGUGCUACGUUUCAUGUAAUAAGUGUUUCAAGAAGGUUAAACCUGUUUGUACAAAAAGGUUUAUGGUGCACAUUCAUGUUAUGGAUGAUAGUGGGUCAACUACCUUUGUGUUGUUUGAUGGAGUUAUUUCACAACACUUUGGAAUGACUGCAAAAGAACAAAUGGGAAUGACCACAAAUGAUUAUCCAACCGAGUUUGACAACUUACAUGAUAAGGAAAUGCUUUUCAAACUGGAGAUCAAUCAAAAAAAUGUUGAACAGAGGUUUUAUACCUAUGCAGUCAAAAAGAUGUGUGAUGACAAUGAAAUCAUUGAUGAGUUUAAAAAAAAGUAUUAUAUUGAGUGUCAUGCUGCUCCUCUGAAUGUUGAGGAAGAUGAUGUUGAUAUCAUAUGUCCUAUUACUCCCCAAACUGAUGAUAACAUUAAGCUUCUUGGUGAUGAAGCUAAUUCUAUUCCUAAAGAUACUCAUUCAUCCAAGUCUUUGAGAAAGAGAAACGCCGACUCAGAUGCAACAUAUAUUGACGUUGAUUGUCAAACUCGGUCGUCCACCACUAAAUUGCAGAAAGUUAUCAAAAUUAAGCAAGAACCUGAAGAUUGA
This is a messenger RNA of Medicago truncatula (barrel medic), 930 nucleotides long. RefSeq lists its product as uncharacterized. Lineage: Eukaryota; Viridiplantae; Streptophyta; Magnoliopsida; Fabales; Fabaceae. The transcript has 7 exons. Bases 1 to 930 code for a protein of 309 amino acids. The record is from RefSeq and is a predicted model, not a curated record.